GAGCGAUGAGCAAGAAGGACGACGACAACAUUUCCGAGGAUUACCCUUACCAAUGGACCCCGAAGUCCGAGGGGAAUUUGCAGGACUUCCUGGGAAAGUACAAACCGUCAAUGGUACAAAAUGACGGGACCAAACCGUGGCUGUGGGUCGCGAAGUCUGACCGCCCUCGAGAAGUUGAGGAUGCCGAGGCAGCUAUCAAGGAAGCCGCAGACUAUCUCACCGAAGUCACGGAUCGUGUGCAGAAGAUACAGAACGACGACUCCAUCCCUGUGCGGGCGAACAAGAAGAAGGGUCUCAAGAGCAAGAAGGAACUACGCGAAGAGGUCCAAAAUGAAGCCACACAGAAGCUAAAAGAAAUCGCUGUGAGGCAUGGCUAUGUCUCCGGAAAAUGGCUCAUCUUUGCCCCUCCCGAGAAGGUAGACAUGAUAUGGAGUUCUCUUGCAAACUCGCUCGUCUCGGGCCCGCUGUCCUCUACAAGUGCCUUCCUUGCCAAGGUCGCGACCAGCCCGCAGAAUGACACACCUAAUUACUCGCACCUGAUAUGCGUGUACAUGCCUGACGCUUACGAUCAGGGCAGCGUUACGGAGGUCAUGAAGGUGCUCCUUCGCAACCACGGCAUAAACUUGAUGGGAGUCAAGACGAACCUGUACACGUCAAUAGGCCUUGAUAGCAAGCAUCCCAGCGGUGUCUCAUCGACGGUCUGGAAAAACACAGCCCUCAUGAAGGACACCGAAAUCAAGGCGCUCAAAGACGAAUAUUAUGCUGAGCUCAAUGCCGCGAAGACCGCAGCAGUGGAGGAAGCAGCCUCCAAGAAGGCUGAGAGCGGUGCAGCCACCAGACCGAAGCCGAAGCCGAAGCUCAAGGACAAAGCUGGGGCGGACGACCCAUUCGCUUCCGACGACGAGGGUGACACAGAGGACACCAAGCCGACAAGUAAGAAGGCUGCAAAACCAGCCCCUUCGUCCGGCUCCAAAGCGAAAAGACCCGUACCCAAGAAGGCCAAAGUGGCCAACGACUUUGCAUCAGAUAGCGAUGACGGGGAAGCGGAGGCCGCGCGUAAGGCGGAAGUGAAGGCAAAGAAGGCUGGCACGACCAAGAAGCGCAAGGGCGCCGAGUUGGACGAGGAGGUGGAGGAAGAGGCGCCAAAAAAGAAGAGGUGGCGGGCGUGACUGCGAGUUCCCUGGGACACUUUUCAUUUCUCGUGCAGUACCUCGUGCUCUCAUGCUUGCCGCUGUCGCUGACCAGUCGCUCUCCGCUUUAAUCAUUUAUUCGAUGUUCC
Molecule: messenger RNA, 1279 nt
Organism: Dichomitus squalens LYAD-421 SS1
Lineage: Eukaryota; Fungi; Basidiomycota; Agaricomycetes; Polyporales; Polyporaceae
Exons: 12
Coding region: 6-1169 (387 amino acids)
Source: RefSeq, a predicted model, not a curated record